CACUAAUUUACAAAUGGAAAUUAAAAAGAAUGAUUGAAUGAGUAUUUAUAUCUAGAUCUGGUUGCAGUUGAUGAAUAUAUGCAAGUGAGACCCAGUCAGUUGUGACGUGCAUAAAGCAGAUGAACAAGAGAGUGAUGAACAACUAAUGCAGAUGGUUGAGAAAUAUGUAAUUCAAAUCAACUUGUUUAGAUUAAAUGAUUUUAAUGAUGUUUAGUUAAUGAUGUUUUCCACUGCAUAUGGAGUACUAACUUAUAUACAAUUUUGAGAGUACUAACUGAUAUACAAUCUUGGGAGUACUAACUGAUAUACAAUCUCGGGAGUACUAACAAGUAUGAGAAAACAAAGGCAAGAGACACGACAAGACUGCUAUAUGGAAAAAUAAUGGCUCAACAGAUUUUGACUCAAAUACUUUUACUACUCACAACAUGCAUAACUCUAUUCUCAGCGCAGUCAAAUGACCAGCUUGAGCAACCAAAAAACACAAAAAUAUCACGGUUAAGAAGAGGCUCAACUGCUUGCAAACCAAAUCCUUGCUUCCUUCCCCCCGUUUGUGAGAAUCUCUCAAUAUGCCGCUCUAAUGCUCUUUGCAUGAAAGAGUGUAUUUGUGCCCCAGGCUGGAGUGGUCCUAGAUGUACAAAAGCGGUAUCCACACAAGCUCCAUCUUCUGUUACAACUUCUCAGGCUGAGGACUCUCCUUGCAAAUCUAAUCCAUGCAAUGGGACACAAUGUCAGAAUUAUGGACAGUGCAGGAUUAAUUCAAUCAACUGUACAGCAAUUUGUGAUUGCCUUAGAGGGUUCAUAGGUUCACGUUGUGAGACACCAAUGUGUGAUCCUGCAUGUGUAAAUGGCAAGUGUAUGCCUGGUUUAAUAAUGCCAUAUUGCGAAUGUAACAAAGGCUGGGGUGGUAAAGCCUGCAACAACAAACAAAAUGAAAGAGAGUGUACCCUCUCCUGUGAAAAUGGGGGACGUUGUAAGUUUAUCAACAUAACUGUUGAUGAUUCAGUGAUACCUUAUAACAAUCGAGAUACAACCAAUAUGCAAUGUGAGUGUCUCAAUGCCUCAUAUGUAGGAGAUCUGUGUGAAGAUUUUUGCAAUAUCACAUGUGGACCAAAUGGACACUGUGAAGUGUUGGAUGGUGUACCAAGAUGCAUUUGCAAGACAAACUGGAGUGGCAAAUUUUGCACAAAAUACAAGAAGAAAACAUAUCCUGACACUACUUCUCAGUGGUACUGGUAUGUUGUGGGUACAGCUAUAGGCCUAGCAGUGGUUCUACUGAUCCUACUAUUUGUAAUCCCAUAUGUCAUGUGGCAGAAACGUGCCAU
Molecule: messenger RNA, 1322 nt
Organism: Owenia fusiformis
Lineage: Eukaryota; Metazoa; Annelida; Polychaeta; Sabellida; Oweniidae
Source: the annotation of a GenBank genome assembly